CGCUUGUUUUUCUCGCAAAUUCGUUCAAUCCGUAGACUAACAGUAUUUAGCUAAAAAUUUAAAAUGAGCUCUGCGCAUAAGGCCCUGGAACUACAGCGUCAAGUGCGACAAAACGCCGAGGAAUACCGAAAACAUGUGACCGAUCUCAAUAGGUGGCAAAAGGAAAUCAAAAACAAGGAGCAGGCCCUAAAGGAUGGUCCUGCACCGACAUGCAAUGGUAAUGAUAGUCAACCCGUGCGCAGCCAUGUGCCUGUGCAGAACUUGAACAAAGAAAAAUCACCAUCCAACAACAGUGGAAGUGCCAUAAAUAGCCCCGGCGGAUCUACGGCAAGCACACCUACUGAAAAACAAGACUUGCCAAUGGAUCCCCUGGCGCAGCAGCACAAAAAGGCCAAUGAUAUAAAAGACCGGGGCAACAACUUCGUUAAGGUGGCAGACUACGACAGAGCUAUUGAAGCAUACACUGAAGCGGUUUCAGUCUAUCCAUAUGACUCCAUAUACUACAUUAAUCGAGCGUUAUGCUAUUUAAAACAAGAACGCUACGACAAUUGCAUUGAGGACUGUGAUUCGGCAAUCUCACUUAACAAACUCUGUGUAAAGGCGUAUUAUCGUCGCAUGCAAGCGAACGAGUCACUUGGUAACAAUAUGGAAGCGCUCAAAGAUUGUACUACGGUGCUCGCGAUAGAUCCCAAAAAUGUUGAGGGCAAAAAAAGCUUGCAGCGUAUCAAUGAUCGUUUGCGCAAAAUUGCUACCACAAAAGGGGGUCCUAAUUUUAAUGAAGAGCGGGCCGAUUUGAUUGAUAUUUUGCCAAUAGAGAAGCCUGCCUAUAAGCGUUCUAAAAAACCACUUCAUCGUGUACCUAUUGUUGAUAUAGUUACGCCACGGGCACCUAAGGAAGAACCCAAGGAGUUACGUAUUUCCGAUGAAGAUAUUGACAAAAUAUUCAAUAGCUACUGUGGUCCCUACGUAGAGGUUAAAAAGCCAAGGGUUAAGACACUCGACAACACUACAAUACAAACCAAAGUUGAUGUUAAAGAUACGAGUUUAAUUGAUGAUAAAUCAUUUUCUUCUGCUAAUAACAAACAAGAUAUUAUACACAAACAAAGUGUUCCCCACAGUAAAAUAGUUCCGGAAAAAAUUGUCCAUGCAAACACUAAAAAAAAUAAUAAUCCAACUGAGAUUGAACAACAAAACGAUCCAACAUAUGAAAUACGCACUCUACCACCUGCACCGACUGGCACGGCCCAAUUCUACAUCAAUUGGAAGGAACUAUCUGCUGCUCAAAAAUACCAAUAUUUGAAAUCCAUUGAUUUGAAUAAACUUUGCAAGAUACUAGGCGCUGGAUUUGAUUCCGAGACCCUGACCGACAUAUUACGGACCCUUAAGGAAUACUAUAUUCCCAACAAUGAGCCCACAACAGCAGGAGUUUUAUUGGAAAUGAGCAAGAACGAUGAGUUCACCAUUUUGGCUAUGCUUAUGUCAACGGAAGAAAAGAAAAUGGUCUCAGCUAUUAUGGAUGCAGUACAAAGCUCUCCUGAAGUCAAUCCAACACUGUUGUCCACGCUCAAAAAUGCCUACAAUUUAGUUUAAUCGUACUAUGAAUGAUUGCUUUAUAGCAUAAAACAUAUUCCUGUUUCUAAAACAUUUAAUUAAACAAUGUACCUUAAAACAUGAGUUAGUACAACACAA
This is a messenger RNA of Scaptodrosophila lebanonensis, 1689 nucleotides long. It is a transcript of the gene spag, whose product is annotated as RNA polymerase II-associated protein 3. The coding region runs from base 64 to 1590 and encodes 508 amino acids. NCBI's taxonomy places the organism in Eukaryota, Metazoa, Arthropoda, Insecta, Diptera, Drosophilidae. Gene Ontology annotation, molecular function: protein binding. The transcript has 7 exons. The record is from RefSeq and is a predicted model, not a curated record.